This is a messenger RNA of Komagataella phaffii GS115, 969 nucleotides long. RefSeq lists its product as uncharacterized. The transcript has a single exon. Gene Ontology annotation, molecular function: cysteine-type deubiquitinase activity. Lineage: Eukaryota; Fungi; Ascomycota; Pichiomycetes; Pichiales; Pichiaceae. The coding region runs from base 1 to 969 and encodes 322 amino acids. Gene Ontology annotation, biological process: protein deubiquitination. The record is from RefSeq and is a predicted model, not a curated record.
AUGACAAUGUCAACCGAAGAUAUCAUCGCCAGGCAUAGGAAGGAGAAAAGGGACCAAAUUGCACUUAUUACAAGGAUGAAGAAGCAGAGCACUAAGUCAACCAAAAAGGAAAUCAUGAAACAAUGCUCUCUCUUGGAAGAAGAGCUACAGGCAAGACAUAAGAAGGAGUUAGGUGAGUGCAAGACUGAAAAUUCCGUCGAGAGAAGUAGUGAGCCUACUGACGAAAAAUCAAAUGGUGGAGAACUUUUUUCCCCUGAAAAGUUAUUAUCAAUGAUGACUUUAAAACAGCAAGGAACUCCAAGUGAGAAUCAAGGAAACGCAACUGUUCCAAAGAGAAAACGCAAUAGGCAGAAGGACAGAUUAGCUAGAAGGGAAGUUGCCAUUAAAGAGAUGCAAGCAGCAGCAGCAAAAGAGGCUAACCUCCAAACAAAUUUCAAAGAGAUAGAAUUGAACAACAUAAGCCAACUGUGCCAAGUUGCUCACCUGGAACCAUAUGAUAUCCGACCUGAUGGGCAUUGCUUGUUUGCAUCUAUAAAAGAUCAGUUGGAGGUUCGGCACAAAAUUGAAAAUAUAAGUAUACAAGAUCUUCGGUCUCUGGCUGCGAGUCAUAUUAAAAAUGAUCCCGAGACUUAUACUCCUUUCCUUUUUGAUGAGAAUACUAUGAAAAUCAGGGACAUUGAUGACUAUGCAAACGAGCUGGAAACCACGGCUUUAUGGGGAGGUGAUAUGGAAAUUUUGGCAUUGAGCAAAGAGUUUGAUUGUCCAAUCAGUGUAAUGAUUAGUGGAAGACCUAUUCAUCUUGUCAAUGCCGACGGUUCUAAAGAGGAGUUGAAGUUGGUUUAUUACCGUCAUGCAUAUGGCCUAGGUGAGCAUUACAACUCUUUAAGAGAUAGAUCAGAGAUAAGGGAGUCUUGUAUAGUUGAGCAAGAGGAAAAAGAAGCGGUAGACGAUGGAAAAUCAUCUUCUUGA